GCUUCCUCAUUCCAGCCACUGGAUCACUGAUCACGGCAAGCUCGCGGAUUGCGAUGAGUUCAGAAUCAAGAGUGUAGUAGACGUUCUUCUGGAUCCAAGACAAAAAUUCGAGGGUAACGAGAAAGUGUGCGAUCUUUGCCAAGAGAAGUUCCACUUCGCCACUAGGCUGGUAGCCCAUUUGAGGAUCGUACACGGUAUCCAUAGACCGUUCAAGUGUACCAUCUGCGGGAAAACGUACCCGCAACAGUUUAUGCUGAACGCGCACGUGAAGAAGUCGCACACGCCGAAAACAACCCCCUGCGGCCAGUGCAACUUCAUGGGGGUGAACGCGAUCGACGUGGAAAGGCACACGAAGCGACAUCACAGAGAAGUGAAAUAUACCUGUGAAAUCUGCAGCGAGAAUUUCGUCGACAAGGACUCGCUGAUAACGCACACGGCUAUGCACAACUUUAUGCAGUAUCAACAGUGCAACGCUUGCGGUAGCACAUUCGAUGACGUAUACAGUUUGAAGGAGCACAAUCGGCUCUACCAUUACGACCCAGCGGCCUUGAUGCAGGAGAACGUGAACGAGGCCGGCCAACAACAGUCUUCGAUGCACAAGUGCGACGUCUGCGGCAAAGUCUACAAAUACAAGUCCGUGCUGAAACAACAUACGGUGAAGGCUCACGGCGACACGCCUAAUUACGAGAGGCGUCGUUACUUGUGCGCCCUUUGCGGCAAGGAGCUGAAGACCGCGAAGGGCCUGGAGAUCCACAAUCGUUCGCACACAGGCGAGAAACCGUACACGUGCGAAGUGUGCGGCAAGUGUUUCGCCUGCGAGACCCUCCUUAGAACGCACAACGUGACGCACACGGGCGAACGGAAGUACUCGUGCGAUCAGUGCGGCAAAGCGUUCACACAGAGGUCGACGCUGGUGGUUCACAAACGCUAUCACACCGGCGAACGGCCGUACGUUUGCCCGCGCUGCGGAAAGGGAUUUGUGACCAGGACCGUUCUAAACACGCACAUGAAGUCUUGCCGCUGAGCGGACCGCGGUCGUCGCUGGCGGCGCCUUUGCUCGUGAGUCAUCCUUAUGCCGUGUUCGCGGCGUCUUCGACAGUCCGUCUAGUACAGUCCGCGAUUGAAAGAUGGCGCGUCCGACGCGUGCGAUGUUUUCGCUAUUUUCACGCAACGAAGCGAGCCAUUAUUUUAAUUGUACGUGUACUUUUUUUGUAAAAUAAUGCCCGUUAAUAUGGACGAGAGAAAGAAAGUUGCGUCUUUCAAGUGUGUACAAAAAUAAUAAACGGUGCGGCAACGUUGUGGCACAUAUCGGAAGAAUUGUUGGAAAUAUAAAAUAUAAAGUACCUAGAUAAAUAAUUUAAUCACAAUAUCUGGGCACGUGCUAUCUUUUUAUCGCGGACUGUACGUUUCUAUGUGUAAUAAUUUACAAAAUUGAGUAAUAAUGUAAAGCUACGGUCACGCUUGCGAAAAAUGAGUUUUAUGAAAUUCGAAAGUGCAGAAUGUGUAAAAGCAUUGCAAGAUAAUUUAACAAUGUCGAUAUAUUAUUUUAAACUUGUUGAAAUUAUUAUGGAAACUUCUGUUCGACUGCUGUUUCAGCAUUCCCUCCAAUUACGAAUGUCAGUUUCACUUACAUCAUUGGUUCAUGUUUCCGAGACGUUGCAAUUAUUGAUGUCUACCGUGACAUAGUCUUUGCUAAAUGAAAGUAACUCUUGCGUAUGAAUUUACUAUACAGCGUGUACAUUUGAAAACUUUGAAUCUAUAUGUAUCUCGAAAACGAUAUAUUUUUGAGAAAAAUGUUAAAUACAAAAGUUAUUCGAUGUUACUUUUACUAGUACUUUUUUUUCUGCGUCACUUUGAAGGUUAUUUGAAGGGUAACCGCGCUCGUCACCGUUCCCAAGGUAAAAUGAUAAAAAAGAAAAAUACAAGAAAAACGAAGAAAUUUCGUAAGUAAACAAAUUUUGUAUUUUAUUAAAUAUCUUCUUAAUAGAUACAAUCUCACUGAUUCUUUUUACGCGUAAAAUAAAAAUUUGCAAUCAAAAAUAUAAGUUUGCAUUUAAAGAAACAAAGUUACCCUCUCAGUGUCCUUCAAGGAGAUUCACAAAACGUUUGAUUUAACAUUUUCCUGAAAAAUGUGUUUUUUUCGUGAUAUUUAGAUUUAAAGUGUUCAAAUGAACACCAGGACAAUUAUCGCUUUCAAGGAAUAAUCGUAACAUCAAUGGAUAACUAAGAUUCUUCUGAUUAAAAUGAAUCCGAUGUAAGUCGGAUUAAUUUCAGCUAUUUACGAAUUAAUUAAUAUAAGCACGAAUUAAAUAAUACGAUUAAUUUACGAAUUAAAUAAUAAGCUUGACGGUAAAUGUAAGCGGAUUUACGUCAUGUUUGGGCUCAUUUUAAUCGGAAGAAUCUCAGCUGUCCAUUGGUGCUAUAAUUAUCUUUGUCUGCUGUGUGAUGAGGCCUCGCAGAGUUCGAGGGUCUACGGUAGAAGAAGAGUGGGGGGCUGGGUCGUGUAAAUUUAACCGUGCACCACUGUACCAGCGUUAGAGUUAACGGUAAAUUUAAUUCCUCCAGUACUUUACAAAAGUGUGUUAUUAUUAUAUAGAAUUACAAACAACUUGUUCGAGAUAAGUUUAUCUCUGCAGUGCUUCAAUUUUCUGUGCUAUACGUAAAUAAUAAGUAUGCAAACGAAUGUCAUCGAAAAUAUUUGUAAAUUUUUUCAUUCAUUAAUUUAAGCUCGCAAUAUAUAAUUUACAAUUCUUGCAAUCAAAAUACCGUCCCCAAUUUCGUGAAUUCUAGUUCUCUUUCGAUAUAAUAACUUCAUUAUAUGUUAUACUCUUUAAUAAACAAGGAAGGAAUUUUUAGUAUUCACGUAAAGAUAAUGUUAUCGUGAUUUUAGAAUCGCGUAUCGUUCUCGAUAGGUUAACUAGGAGAAAUCGUCAAUAUUCGAUGUAGAAUAUACAUGAAAUUGAAUGUUGUGAUUAUUUUAGAAUUAGGCGAACGUUUCACGAAUAAUAUAUUAUAAAUAGCAUAAUGUGAUAAAUCUAGAAUUUAAAUUUUUUACUUUUUUAUACACCGUUUUUAUACUCCAUUUAUUAGAAUUAAUAUUCUCAAAACUGUAUUAUUCAUCGAAAACUGUGUCUUACAAUCGAACGAAACGAAUAACAAUUUUCAAUCGGAUCCGGGGAGAUAGCAUUAACGGCUGUUAGAAGAUUAUUUAAGACUUUCCUAGAUACAUAUUUCUAUAAAUUGUUACAGUGGAACUAUUUUAUAACGCUGUAUUUAUUACGAAUGAAAAUAAUGUUGGCGCGAUUGUCAACGAUUCGAUGUCGAAUAAAAAAAAAACAAAAAAAGAA
This is a messenger RNA of Megalopta genalis, 3347 nucleotides long. RefSeq lists its product as uncharacterized. Gene Ontology annotation, cellular component: chromatin; PcG protein complex; transcription regulator complex. Gene Ontology annotation, molecular function: RNA polymerase II cis-regulatory region sequence-specific DNA binding; DNA-binding transcription factor activity, RNA polymerase II-specific. NCBI's taxonomy places the organism in Eukaryota, Metazoa, Arthropoda, Insecta, Hymenoptera, Halictidae. The record is from RefSeq and is a predicted model, not a curated record. Gene Ontology annotation, biological process: regulation of transcription by RNA polymerase II.